Aspergillus ruber CBS 135680 is the source of this 2101-nucleotide messenger RNA. RefSeq names its product spliceosome ATPase-activating subunit SPP2 (gene spp2). Bases 104 to 1606 code for a protein of 500 amino acids. Gene Ontology annotation, molecular function: nucleic acid binding. The record is from RefSeq and is a predicted model, not a curated record. The transcript has a single exon. Gene Ontology annotation, cellular component: spliceosomal complex. Lineage: Eukaryota; Fungi; Ascomycota; Eurotiomycetes; Eurotiales; Aspergillaceae. Gene Ontology annotation, biological process: mRNA splicing, via spliceosome.
UUCUCUCUUUACUCGAGUUUUUGUUUCUUAUAGAACGAGUCCAUAUGUCUCUAUUUGGAUACCAUUAUCAAUUCUAGCCAAAAUACAACAAAAGGCAUCCACAAUGUCACCACCACCCGAAGAUACGAAUGCCCCCAAAAAGCCCUUCUCCCUCUCCCUCUCAAGCACCUCCCAAUCCAAAAAGACCCCCUUCAAUCUCAAACCCUCCUCCCGCGACCCCCAAACACCAAAUCGCGCUCUCCCCCGUCGCCCACAUCACCUCCACCAUGACGACGACUCCGACAACGACGACGAAACCCACCCAGCCGCUGAGGCCGUAACGGGUUUCGAUACGCUUACUGGUGCAGCGAUCGCGGCAGACGGGACCAAGAUUAGCACCGAGAAGGAAAAGCUGGUUAUACCCGUUGCGAGCGGGAAUAGUUGGCGCGAGAAGGCUGGCGUUAAUGUGCGAGCGAAGGGAAAGAAUUUGCUUCCGAAGGAGGUGCAAGCGAUUAGGGAGGCUGAGAAGAGGGGCGAGACGGCUGGAGAUAAUGUUGAGAGGGAGGGACCAAGUAUGGCGUUUGGGAUUAGUUUUGCGCAGCCUGGUCAAGGGGAGAAAGAGACUGGGGAUGGGGAUAAAGAGAUGAACGAUGCGGAUAAGGAGCCGGCGCCUGCUGCUGAGGAGCGGAAACUGCGGACAGAAGAUGAGAUUGCGCUGCAGGCUCUUAUUCGGGAGACUACUGGGGAGGUACAAAGGGGGUCAGAUUUGGUUAUUGAGUCUGCAAAACGCGAUGAGGGUGAAGACAUGGGCCCAGGAUACGAUGAGACGAACUCUUUCCGCGCUGAUGUUGAGGCGCGUCCUGAGCCUGCAACAUUGGACCAAUACAAUGCGAUUCCUGUGGAGGAAUUCGGCGCAGCAUUACUACGGGGUAUGGGCUGGAAAGACGGACAGUCGAUUGGAAGGGGUAACUACGGCUCGACGGCGAAUCCUACCCGUCCGCGUAUCCCGGAACGGCGACCUGGUUUUCUUGGAAUCGGAGCAAAAGAUCCCUCUGGCGGUAAAGGCGCAGAGGUGGAACUGGGCGCUUGGGGCAAAUCGUCAAUGCGCAAGGGUGCUCGAAAUGCCGAGAAAGAGGGUGGAGGGAGUACUGAGGGUGUUUAUAUGCCCAUUAUGAUGCGGAACAAGCAGACGGGCGAAUAUGUCACCGAGGAAGAGCUUAGGGCUCUCCAGAAAGAGGCCAAAUCUCGAAAAGUCGACAAGGAUGAUGAGUGGAAGGAGCGACGGGAUCGCAAUCUGGAAAAGAGCGGACGCGAUAAGGACCGUGACCGUGACUACAAAAGACACGACUACGACAAUGACGACCGAUACGAAAGGCGGAAGGGAUCUUCGCGACGAGAUAGAGAUAGAAGCUCUUCUGGCGAUCGCUAUUCAAAACGUGAUCGGAGAGACAAAGAUGAUCGGUACUAUCGGGACCGUGAUAGCACAAAAGAUCGCGAGAGGGAGAGGCGUCAUCGGUAUCGCGAUGAUGAUCGGUACAGUUCUAGGCAUUCUUCCUCCAGGCGUGAUCGGGAUCGGGACCGCGACAGUGACCGUGAUUCGCACAGGAGGAGACGUGAUGAUCGAUAGAGUGGCCUUUGGGGUACUUACAGACGAGGAUGGAAUUUAUCCGACACAAUUUCAGCAUUUCAGAAUUUCCCUGUAUUAUAUUUAUGCUUUAGAUUGUCUAUAUACAAUUGAUACCCUUGCUGGCAUGUCGAUUGAGCCACGCUACUAUCCUUGUAUGGAAAAAUUCGACCGUUCCAUAACAAUGUGCUCGAUUUCACAUACAGUAGACUCAAAAAUUGUCUAUAAUUGCUUUUAUAUGUUCCCAAUCCAAUAUCAUAAACAAUGCAAACAAAUACUCCACAAAUGCGCCAUAGAUAUCACACCGUCAUUUUAUGCCCCAAGCAUAAGCACAUCUUUCUCCUCCCCAUUAAUCCCAGACCCAGGCUCCCCAAGUCCACCCAACCCAACACCCCCAUCCAUCUCGCCCAGAACCCAUUCCACCAAGUAACUAUCAUCCGCCAACUCUUCAACCCGGCGAUAAUGCCGUUCCGUGUAUGCAGCCAACGCCUGCAGGAU